AGCAGUUCCUUGGUAACAAGCGAUGCCAAAGUCGUCUCUAUGCACAAAGUAGGCAGCAGUUGGGAACAAUAUCAGCCGUUUCAUGUCACCCAACUGUUGUAAAAUUGUAGCUGACUAUGGAAAUUUUCGACACGAAUCUGUGGAACACUCUUUGUUCCAAAGUGAAGGAUAUUUAUUCAGCUUAGCUCGCUAACACGAAGAUGAAACUGCCCCAUAGUGGGUGAGCUACCGUUACAAUAACGUGUAAACAUGUAACAUUUUAUGUCGAGGUGUGUUAGGUGAUAGUUUGCCGCGCAGCAUUGGAGCUAACGUCGGUUUAAAGAUGUGGAAACGAGGCGGUCGAAGCUCCGCUCUGGACCGGGCUCAAGCACUGCUGUCCGCCCGGAGGAGCAGCAGAGGAGACGGGGAGGAGUCUGUACCGGGGACCGCAGCUCAUACGGGUGCUGUGGGUGGCUCUGUGAAAACCAGACCUUCUUCCCCAAAUACACAUGGUUUAUUGUCAGAUCUGAGUGACCUUUCCUUAGUCAGCUCAGGUCCUGAACAUGGAGCUGACACCAUCCACUCUGCUGCUGUUGCUGCUGCUGCUGCUGCUGCUGCUGCUGCUGCUGCUGCUGCUGGGAAGAGCCAGGGGAGAGAGGGGUCUUCUACCAAGGAUGUCAGACCUCAGAGCUCUCUGGGUGGAGGGGGGAGCAGAUUCUUGAAGAAGGCUCCACCACCAGCACCCAACAGCAGCCAGUCACCUAUCAGAAAGGUGCCUGAGCAUAGGAGUGUGUCCUCUUCCCAGCGAGGCUCGCAGACUGCUGCUCUGAGUAGACUGGCUCAAAUUGAGAGCCGCAUCCGCAGCCGCAAACAGGUUCAGGAACAGGCCAGACAGGGACCAGAACACACCGAGAAUCUAACCUCAGAUGUGGGAAUCUCAUCACCACCAGCUGCCUGGUCCCUGGAGGCCCCUGUGCAGCUCUCAGCACAGUCUAGCAGCGACCAGAGCCUGAAUGGGAAACGUUUCCUCAAGAACAAGCCAGCUGUAGCUGUCAAUAAUAAUAGUAGUACUGCUGCUGCUGCAGGGUCUCCAAAAAGUUCAAACGGUGAUGCCAGGUCCAGAUCUAGAGCUGCUGAUGCUUUUGUUCCUUCGGCUGGUUUGGAGAUGAACUCAGGGAGAGCAAUGAAUGGUGUGAGUCUGGAGAGUGAUGAGGAGGACAUGAGGAAACUGCUUGGAGACUCUUUGGAUUCAAUGGACAACAGGUUCUUACCUGCAAGGCCCUCUUCAAGAAGAACAGCAAACAAGAUGCUGAGCAAAAGCAGUCAGAAGCUGCACCCCUCACCUCCUCCCACUGCUGUACCUCCUCCAUUAUCCUUCAACACAGCACCUCCCCGUGCCCCCGUCUCUCCUCCGCGCCGUACUUCUCCUUUUCGAUACACCGGUCAGGCUCAGGCCCACUUCAGCCCCUCUGUGCUCUCCCCAUCCCCAUCUCCUCCCCGAGGCUCCCCGCAGAGGGUGGGGAGCCCACAGCGCUCCUUCUCCUCCAUGUCAGGCUGUGGUGAGGUGCUCUCUCUGGAGGAGCUCUUCUCUGUUGGGCCCUGCACUGAAGAUCCCCACAGUGAGAUGAGUGCAGUUUCCUCUGAAGACUUCAAGAUAAAUGUGAUGACGUUAGACGACCUUGUUCCUGCUGCUCUUGGAUUAACUGAGGAAUCAUCAGCAAAGGAGAGAGAAGUCAAGCCCAGGGCCCCUCUCUCUGGAUCCCCAGACCAACAUCAAUCGCAGCCACAAUUAAAGGAGAAGGAGAAAAAAGAGGAGCAGCGGCAGCAGGAGGACACGGUGGACUAUCAAAGUGACUUUGAGAGCGAGAGCAGGACAGAUGACAGUGUCAGCCAGGUUUCAGAGCACCUGCAAGGAGAAGACGAGGAGGUGGUGUCAGAGGUCAGAGAGGAGGAUUCUGAUUCAGACAUGAGCCGUGGCAGGACACACGAUGAUUACUCGAGCAAUUUCUCAGACACAAGUCACACCUCAGAUCACAGUCAGACACCCAGCAGGUCCUCCAGGUCAUCCGUGUCACAUGACAGCAGGACUUCGUCUCCCCAGUCGAGGAGGCGUGCUGCAAGACGGGUUUUAAAAGAGGCAGGAGUACAGACUCAGCCUGAUCCACUGGCUUACACAAGGCCCUCUGGUACGUUGGGGCCAGCAGUGGACCUGACUUACAUGAAUCCCACCCCAGUAGUUGCCCAUACUCUCAGUCCAGAAAUGGUGGAAGCUCUCAGCACUUCCAACCCAGCUGUAUUUGCACUCAAUCAAAUGCUGAAACAGCAACUGGCCGUGACGAGGCGGUUCAUCGAAAGCAGCCGACAGCUUCACUCCAGCCUGCUGCAGAGCCUGGGACCCCCAGACUACAGAUACACCACACUGGAGGACACCAAAGAGUACAUUCGUAAGCGCAGAACUGCUAAACUGAGGAUGGAGGAAGCCUUAGACGAGGUGCUGCAGGAGAUGAGAGGCUCCAUCAUGUCUGACCACUGAUACUCAAUGUCCUGGACUACUCAACAACUGAUAUUUGCCAAGUCAUUUUAUUAAAAUAAGUUUUUUAUACAUACAUAAAUGAUAUUUUACUAUGGGAAUAAUUACAGUAUGUUUUGUAUAUGAGUUACUACAUGCCAUUAAGAUUUGAGUACUUUUGUAAAUCAUGUUGGAAACAAUCUGUUAGAUAUUUGUGUCGAAGUUAAACUCAUGUAAAGUGUAGCAUCUGUGCAUGAAAUGGAUUUUUUUUUUAUUAUUGCGUGAUUUGAUGAUGAUACCACCCUUGCUGGUGCUAUAAUGUAAAGCAUCAAUGCUCUCACAUUCAGAAGAAAUAAUGUAUUCACCUUCAUGACUGUCAGUCUGAACUAAUUCAAAUAAAUCACCAAAGAAAUUCACUUUUAAAA
Molecule: messenger RNA, 2913 nt
Organism: Centropristis striata (black sea bass)
Lineage: Eukaryota; Metazoa; Chordata; Actinopteri; Perciformes; Serranidae
Gene: c9h19orf44
Product: chromosome 9 C19orf44 homolog
Exons: 10
Coding region: 323-2512 (729 amino acids)
Source: RefSeq, a predicted model, not a curated record